Cuscuta epithymum is the source of this 969-nucleotide messenger RNA. Lineage: Eukaryota; Viridiplantae; Streptophyta; Magnoliopsida; Solanales; Convolvulaceae. The record is from the annotation of a GenBank genome assembly.
GUUUUUUAAUGCGGAUAGGUACAAGUUUAUAUUAGCUAUGAGUCAAAAUCCAAGAAAAAGAUCUAUACCAUCUAAGUUGAUAUAUCUUCCUUUAGCACCACGAUUGAAGAGAUUAUAUGCCUCAAGCGCUACCGCUAAACACAUGACGUGGCAUGUAGAGUAUGACACUAAAGAAGGGUUAAUGUGUCAUUCAUGAUAUUCCGUGGCGUGGAAGCAUUUUGAUCGAUGCUAUCCUCAAUUUGCUGUAGAGCCACUCAGCCACACAACGUGAGUCUUGGGUUAUGUGCUAACGGUUUUGCUCCGUACGGUCAAUAUGGAGGCCAGUUCUCAUGUUGGUCAAUUAUCAUUACACGCCAUUGGUUGAAGAGCUGAAACAGUUAUGGGAUGUUGGUGUUCCUACAUACGAUGUUUCGAGAGAUCAAAUAUUUAAUACGAAAGCUGCAGUUAUGUGGACAAUUAGUGAUUUUCCAGCAUACAGAAUGCUCUUUGGAAGGAGUACUGCAGGUCUUACGAGAUGUCCUGUUUGUAUCGAAAAAGUCACAUGAAUUUUGGCUAAAGAAUAGUCGCAAACAAUCUUACUUUGAUUGUCAUCGGAAAUUUCUCCCUCUGAAUCAUCCAUAUCGAAAGGAUAAAAAGUCAUUCAUCAUGGAUCGCAUUGAGCGUGAUCCUCCACCUCUGAGGUUAACAAGAUAUCAGAUUUAUGAUUGUGUUCAAAACAUCCCUUUUGCUAUAGAUGAUCCUCUUGAGUAUCCAGAUGGAUAUCUAACGCAUCAUAAGUGGACAAUGAAAAGCAUUUUUUUUGGAAUUGCCAUAUUGGAAAAAUAUUCUCAUACAUUGGGCAUAAUUUGGAUGUAUUACAUAUUGAGAAAAAUGUUUUUGAUAACAUUUUUAACACAUUGAUGAACUUCAACGAAAAGACUAAGGAUGACCUUUCAUCAAGAAAGGAUGUAGCAUUGUUUUGUGAUAGAC